ACGUCACUGAUCCACAUUGAGCCAGUAGUAGAGAGUCAGUGGAGAUAGAUAGAGGAGCGCCGUAGUAAAGUACACACCGACAUGAACUUCUCCCUCUAAAACUACAACGUUGUUGCUCUAAAAGUCGGGAGAAGACGAGUUUGUAUUUUUUUUUUUUCGACAACCGGAACUUGCUCUUUUAUUGGCUUUUAAAGGGAGCUCGGAGAAAAGCAGGAGAAUAAGACAAAUUUUGGGUUUCUUUUCGGGGGUCGACGACGAGCGCUAUGUCGUCCGCGGCUGUCGCUGCUUCUUCCAGGAGGCAGUCGUGUUAUUUAUGCGACUUGCCCCGCAUGCCGUGGGCCAUGAUCUGGGAUUUUACCGAGCCCGUCUGCAGGGGAUGUGUCAACUACGAAGGAGCAGACCGCAUUGAGUUUGUCAUCGAAACGGCCAGGCAGCUCAAGAGGGCUCACGGCUUUCAGGAGGGAAGGUCUCCGGGGCCGGGGAAAUCGCAGCUCUCCGCGAAAGAGAUCCAGGCGAUCAACCACGCUGCGGCGGGAGACCCCGGCUCGCGGCCGCCGCAGCCGCUGGACCGCUACCCGCUCUCCUCCGACCGCCCGCCCAGGCUGGGUCCAGAGUACCAGUCUGGCAGGCAGGCGAACGGCAUUCCCGUCCCCAAUGGAUUUCCUAAGCCUGACGAGCCGCCAGAACUGAACCGCCAGAGCCCUAACCCGCGCAGGAAUAGCACGGUCCCCCCAAAUCUAGUGCCUUUGGUAAACGGGAACAUGCCCCCGGUGCACGCAGUCAACGGUAGACCCGGUCAGAUGGGGCUUUCCUCCGCACUGGCGGGCGGUAGUCCCGCCGACAUGGGCAAAAGACCCGCCUCGGUCUCCAGCACCGAGCACGACAGAGAGGUGAAGGAGAAGCACAGACCGGACAGUCUCACGCCGGAGCUCUCCGAGAGCCACAAAAACAGGGCAGAGUCGGACUGGAUGGGCAAAGGCAAAACGGUGAGGGACCUGAUGGCUCUGCACACUUUCGACAGCAGGUUCAAGAAGGACCAUGCGGCUAUGCAACAAAGGGUUAUGGGCUAUGAACCCAGCGCCACGGCUUCCAAGUCAGACAGAGGAAAACAUCCCCGGAGCAUGAAGAGAAAAGCCUCGCCUGAACCAGAGGGAGAGGGGACAGCUGCCAAGCUCAACGGAGAAGGACAGCAGUGGUUACCACCACCUACCGACGGACUGAAAAUGCCUCCAGUUCCCCCGCCAAGCUUCGUCUCUCCCCCCUCCACAAUAUCCCCCCACUCCCGCACCACUCCACCUGAGGCGGCCCAGAACGGCCAGUCCCCCAUGGCGGCACUCAUCAUGGCGGCAGACAAUGCAGGUGGGAACAGCUCUCCCAAGGACGCCAACCAAGUCCACUCCACCACCCGGAGGAACAGCAGCAGUCCCCUGUCACCGUCCUCCAUGAAUCAGAGGAGGCUGGCACAGAGAGAUGCAUCUGGUGCAGGUACACCCCACGUGCCAGGCAUGGACCAAGUGCACCCCCAAAGCAUUCCGGACUCCUCAGUACCCGGCAGCAUACCCCUGUGCUGCACGCUGUGCCACGAGCGUUUGGAGGACACACACUUUGUUCAGUGCCCGUCUGUGCCCUCUCACAAGUUCUGUUUCCCAUGCUCGAGGGAAAGCAUAAAGCAGCAAGGUGCCACGGGUGAAGUGUACUGUCCAAGUGGAGAGAAAUGUCCCCUGGUUGGCUCAAACGUACCAUGGGCCUUCAUGCAAGGUGAAAUCGCCACCAUCCUUGCAGGAGAUGUCAAAGUAAAAAAGGAGAGGGACCCUUGAUUUUGUUUGAACAUUUCUUUGGGGAGGGGAAGCACAAAUAUGAGUAUAAAUAUAUAAAUAUCACAUACAUACCAUUCAAACAAACUAACGGACUUGUACAUAUUGGACCCAAGGGGAGAUUAUACUUCGUAAACAUGGUUGUAUAAUUUUUGAUUUUUGAAUACAUUGUGUUUCUAUAUUUUUGAAGAUAAAGGUAUGUACUCAUUAUAAUGGACUAUGUUCCUCUUUGUUGAUGUUUAACAAAAUUCUUGAUGUACUUCUAGGUCUGGUGGCAGUUCCUGUUUAAAGUAGAAUGUGACUAAUGCUACUCGAGCACUUGGCAAAACUGAAAUGCUUUUAGCUGUAAUUGUAUGCACUUGUUUAAUAAUUGCCAAAUACAAUUUCUGAUCUUGUAUGAA
Etheostoma spectabile (orangethroat darter) is the source of this 2215-nucleotide messenger RNA. RefSeq names its product interferon regulatory factor 2 binding protein 2a (gene irf2bp2a). Gene Ontology annotation, cellular component: nucleus. Gene Ontology annotation, molecular function: transcription corepressor activity. Gene Ontology annotation, biological process: regulation of transcription by RNA polymerase II. The transcript is spliced from 2 exons. Lineage: Eukaryota; Metazoa; Chordata; Actinopteri; Perciformes; Percidae. The record is from RefSeq and is a predicted model, not a curated record. Bases 264 to 1817 code for a protein of 517 amino acids.